Messenger RNA from Mucor velutinosus, 300 nucleotides. RefSeq lists its product as uncharacterized. The record is from RefSeq and is a predicted model, not a curated record. Lineage: Eukaryota; Fungi; Mucoromycota; Mucoromycetes; Mucorales; Mucoraceae. The transcript has a single exon. The coding region runs from base 1 to 300 and encodes 99 amino acids.
AUGGUCUGGCGCCAUACAUCUCAGUCCUACCUCUCUGACUCCUCAUCGCUGUCUAAUGCGGAUUUUAUUACUCUCCCUCAACAAAUUUUGCUUUGUUCCUCCCCUCCUCUUGAUCGUGAUACUUCUCUUCCUUUCAAUGAGCUCUCUACACAUCAAAUUUUUGCAACCGCUCUACUGACACUCUGGCAAGCGCAUUGGUGCUGGAUCUUUGACCAAGCCCCGGUUAUCGCUGAUAACGUUCAACAACGUCUUGCUCGCUCGCUUGCUCGCUUGGAUGCCGAAUUAAAUCCAGAUUCGUAA